Messenger RNA from Octodon degus (degu), 592 nucleotides. RefSeq names its product ATP synthase membrane subunit 6.8PL (gene Atp5mj). The record is from RefSeq and is a predicted model, not a curated record. NCBI's taxonomy places the organism in Eukaryota, Metazoa, Chordata, Mammalia, Rodentia, Octodontidae. Bases 259 to 441 code for a protein of 60 amino acids. Gene Ontology annotation, cellular component: mitochondrion. The transcript has 5 exons.
CCAGCAGGCCCCGCGCGGCGCCCGAGCAGUCGGUGACCUUCCCGGUUGAGUGGUGUCCGCCGAGGCCUGGGCGGUUGGUCCUGCGGAGGAGGGGCCCGCCGCCCACCCGGGAGGUCCGGGCGGGUCCCCGCGCGGCGCGGUGCCUCGCCUGAUGCGGCUCCCCCUGCCGUCCGCGCCGGCCUCCGGGGCGGGGCCUCUUCCCCUACGGCCCGCUUUGGAGCGCGUAGAAGGAGACGCAAGAUGUCGAGCACUCAUUAAAUGCUUCAAAGCUUAAUUAAAAAUGUCUGGGUCCCUAUGAAGCCGUACUAUACCCAAGUCUACCAGGAGAUCUGGAUAGGAAUGGGGUUGAUGAGCUUCAUUGUUUAUAAAAUCAGAAGUGCAGAUAAAAGAAGCAAAGCCUUAAAAGGUUCAAGUCCUGCACCUGCUCACGGUCACCAUUAACCAGCUCUCGAGUACCCACGAGAUGAAGCCUCAGUCUGCCUGUAAAUUUAAGCAAGCUGUGGUAGAUGGGAGCACAGAAUGUCACUGUACACCUCCAUCAGCAGCGUUCACUCUGCGGCAUGAAUAAACGCACCUGUGAGGUGCACCACCC